AUGAAAGUACAUGCGUUCGUGCGAACCAAGACCUCGGAAGGACCCUUUGGUUUGUCUUUUUCUAAAUAUCUAUACUUCCUGUUCGCUCCUACCCUCAUCUACAGAGACGCCUACCCUCGAACGAACACCAUCAACUGGAAAUUUGUCAUUCAGUGUCUUCUCGAAUGCAUUGCCAGUUUUUUCGCACUGACUUUCUGCGUCGUGAACUGUUUUCCAUCUCCAGAAAGAUGGGCACAAAAGUAUACUGUAUCCGAGAUACUGUACGAGAUCGCAGUCGAUCCAAUAUAUGCAGCAAUGGGUGUGAUGGCUAUGUUCUUGCUGGUUUUACACUCGGUACAAAAUUUGUUUGCCGAGAUUCUCCAGUUCGGAGACCGUUUAUUCUACCUAGAUUGGUGGAACGAAUAUAGUUUGCACGGUUGGUUGGUAAAAUGGAACAAGAUCGUGCAGGAUUGGCUGUAUUAUUACGUUUAUCGUGAUUUCAAGGAACACAUUUGUGACGAUGGUUUUCUGGCAAAAUUGACUGUGUUUUUGGUGUCUUUUGCUGUACACGAAUGGAUUAUAUAUUGUUGUGUUGAAUCAUACGCUGAAAACGAUAAAAUAAACAACGUGUUGUAUAAAGUCCGUAACACAGGUCAAGAAAAGUCGUCGUUAGUAACUCUGUUGCAAACCAACUUAAUUUUUCAGUUUGUCGCCAAAAUGUACAAUAAAACGCACGAAAAGAAAUUUGUUCUUAGAAAUUCGCUACUGACCGACAUCGUCGAAAACCCUCAGACUCGCUACGUUUACAACGUUUACGUUAUCGUUUUCACCUUACUGUGUGUUCAAAACGCGGCCAUUCAAUAUGUGAAGAAAGGAAGCGUCAAAUUAGGAUUGGACACGAUAACAAUCGGGUUCGCUAAAUUCGACAAAGCUGUAUUAGUUUGGUUAUGUUGCUUGGGAUCGACUUGUGGAACUUUCUUCUGUUUCCAAAUUUGGGCCAAGUUCAGGAUUUUUACAAGUAGGGUGCGUAAAAUGUGGGACUGGUUUUGGACAACCUGCUUGCUAUCGUACUAUUUUUACGUUUUAAAACUGACAAGUACUGCAACGGAGUACUUCGGAUUUAAUCCACCGUGUGCAGCUUUAGUAACCCUAGAAUCUGUCCGGCUUUUAAUGAAAGUACACUCGUUCGUACGCAACAAAGCUCCUGCAGUACUACAACCCUUGGAAACUUCUCCUAUUGUAAAAUUUUCCGACUUCUUUUACUUCGUUUUUGCACCUACUCUCAUCUACAGAGACAACUACCCACGAACGAACAAGAUUAACUGGAAAUUUGUCUGCCGAUGUUUCCUUGAGUGCACGAGUGUGUUAUUUACAUACAGCUUUGUUCUAGAAGCCGCCUACCCGUCCCCAGAAAGGCUCGUUCAGAAAUAUACCUUAAGCGAAUUGGUGAUGACCAUUGCAGAAGUCGUACCGUAUGGUGUCUUGGUAAUUUUAGGAAACUUCGUACUGAUUUUACACUCUGUGCAAAAUUUAUUCGCCGAAAUCACUCGUUUCGGGGACAGGUUAUUCUACUCGGACUGGUGGAACGCACACAGUUUCGUCACAUGGUUGGCAAAAUGGAACUUACUCGUACGAGAUUGGUUCUACUACUACGUGUACCGGGAUUUCAAGCAGCACAUCUAUGACAGCACGUCAGUAGCUAUGUUUGGGGUUUUGUUAGUGUCGUCUGUUGCACACGACUACGCUAUGUUCUGUUGUUUUCAUAGAUCAUCUCCUCUUCUAGUGUUGAUUACUCUAUUUGGCUUUUUCUUAUCGUUUUGGUGUAACUUUGGAAAAAAUAUGUUCUCUAACGUGUUCGUCAUGUGCUGUGUUUUCAUCUGGGGGUCUCUUGUUCUCACUCUGUAUGGUUUAGAAUAUUACGCAUUGACAAAAUACCCUUUAACCAAUCCCACAUUUUUCGAAAUUCUUGUCCCCAGAAUUGUGACCUGUGACUGUUUACUUAAAUUUAAUUGA
Messenger RNA from Zophobas morio, 1992 nucleotides. Its product is annotated as sterol O-acyltransferase 1-like. Gene Ontology annotation, cellular component: endoplasmic reticulum membrane. The record is from RefSeq and is a predicted model, not a curated record. The coding region runs from base 1 to 1992 and encodes 663 amino acids. Gene Ontology annotation, biological process: cholesterol metabolic process. Lineage: Eukaryota; Metazoa; Arthropoda; Insecta; Coleoptera; Tenebrionidae. The transcript is spliced from 6 exons.